AUGGACGACUCGGAACAGCAGCCCGUCCCGGAGCCGGCCGAGAUGGCCUACUUCGGCCCCACCUCCCUCACCUACCUCCCCGUUCUCCAGUGGCUAGCUGAUAAUUUCUAUUUGUGUGGAGGAUGCACUGUACCCUGUCGGCUACUAUAUGAGCUGUAUAUUGAAACCUGCAAUCCAGAUUUCAAGAUUCAAGUACAUCCAUCCACCUUUGGAAAGCUUAUACAAUUAGUUUUCCCAGGCCUGGUGACAAGAAAGCGGACCACAGCAGGGAGUAUCAGAUAUCAUUAUGAUGGAAUAGCUAUCAAGAAGGAGUCUUCCUUUUAUGCACGUUUUUGCUGUCUUCUGUAUGAACAAAAUUAUCUCAGGCACUGCUCUCCGGGGGAAGUGAGCAUCUCUGAUGUGCAGCCAAGCACCAGCAGAAGUUCCUGGAGUUCUGAAAAUGCAGCUGAUUACAAGAAGAAUAGACAAAAAAAAGGAACAAGUAAGAAUUUGCAGUAUUAUCCAUCUGUGAUUUAUCUGAAGACUGAACAAGAAAUAUUUCAUUACCUUUCUCCUGAUUUCAACCAGUUCUUCUUUGGAGAGCAAGCACAAAAUGAGACAUACCCCUAUGAAAUGAUUGCACUGCUUGCCAAUGACUACUACAACUACUGUCAAGUUAUUUUACAAAUGGUGAGAGAGACCAAGCUUGACAAGGUGGAAGAUUGUAUCAUGUCAUUCUGGACAUCUCUGCAGCCUGAAAGAAUAGAAUUGAUGUGCCUGCCAGAUGUGUGCCAGCUGUUACAAAGCUAUGAUAGGUAUCUAUUCAAGGAAUUGGAGAACAUCCUACUUCCUGAUUUCCUGGAGGAGGUGCCUGCACAACACAUAGAUUCAAUCAGAUCAUUCAGCGAAAAUGUUAAAUGUUGGAUGCUUAAUCCUUUGGGAGGUUUUCCUUUACUGCUACAAACAUCCAAGUCUAAUGAAGUUAAAGAGUUUGUAAAAAGGCUCAGGAGACAGACAGACCUUUGCAACAUGGUCAAGACAGUAAGAGCACUCUUGAGCAACAACAGCACAGUCACUGUUCUGCGAUCAGGCUUGCAUGCCAUCUUCAAUGAGAAAUCUCUGGAUCUGACUAAAGACCUCUUUCAAGAGAAGUUCAGGAAUCCAAAGAAGCGGCAGAAAAACAUACAAUUGAAAUGUUUGAAAAACUUCAUUUCUUUACUGACAUCUUCCACAGAUAUUCGGGAUCUCCUGAGCUGUUUAUCUUCAGAUCUCCAGACUUCUGUUAUCAAGCCAAGCAAGAGUAAAGAGGCAUUUAAAGUGCAGGCAUCAGAUUUCAUGUUGAAAUGGAACCUCCUACUGAGCAAUGUAGGCAAGAUUCUGACCAUCAACAGGACAGACAGUUUUGGAUCCUGGCUUUUGUUGAAUAUGCUACUUGUUGAUUUUGCGGCUCACAUUUUCCAGUCCUAUAUAGAAGAGGAGAAGGAGGAAGGAAAUGCCUUGGUUUCAAAGCAAAAUGAGGUCCCUGUUCUGUGUGUUUAUGAGCCCAGCCAUCUCUCAGCCUGUUUUGCUGAGGAGGAACCUGAAGCCAAUGAUCCACAGACAGCUCUUGUGAUGCAGAACCAGAAUAACUUUGGAUUAAGCAGUGCUUUCCAGAGUUCUGAGUUGUUCGGUGAACACAGCCACUGUCAGCAAGCACAUCCAGGUAAUUUAGGAAGAGAAAAUUAUUAUAUCAUGUACUAA
This is a messenger RNA of Cinclus cinclus, 1719 nucleotides long. It is a transcript of the gene RFX8, whose product is annotated as regulatory factor X8. NCBI's taxonomy places the organism in Eukaryota, Metazoa, Chordata, Aves, Passeriformes, Cinclidae. The transcript is spliced from 17 exons. Gene Ontology annotation, molecular function: DNA-binding transcription factor activity, RNA polymerase II-specific; RNA polymerase II cis-regulatory region sequence-specific DNA binding. The coding region runs from base 1 to 1719 and encodes 572 amino acids. The record is from RefSeq and is a predicted model, not a curated record. Gene Ontology annotation, biological process: regulation of transcription by RNA polymerase II.